This is a messenger RNA of Folsomia candida, 1587 nucleotides long. RefSeq names its product neuropilin and tolloid-like protein 2 (gene Neto). The coding region runs from base 75 to 1517 and encodes 480 amino acids. The transcript has 6 exons. Lineage: Eukaryota; Metazoa; Arthropoda; Collembola; Entomobryomorpha; Isotomidae. Gene Ontology annotation, molecular function: protein binding. The record is from RefSeq and is a predicted model, not a curated record.
AAUCUAUUUAUAGGCACCUGGCAACCGGCCAAUUCCACGGCAACGGCACACACUUUUUUAGAAAAUAUUAUAAAAUGAAUAAAAUAAUCCUAAUUAUCUCUUUAAUAAUCCCCCUGGCAACGAGUGAGAAUUCCACGGAAACCUGUUCAAGUUUUUCCAUGACAACCAAUCAAAAUGAAUUUACGUCGCCAUGGUAUCCGGAUAAUUACCCCAGCAACGUCCAGUGCACCAAGCUCAUCGAGGCGCCACACCCCACCAACGUCAUCCGCCUCCACUUUAUCGAGCAAUUCGCCCUGGAGUACACCCUCGAAGACCAACAAUCCUGUAACCAUGACUACCUCGAAAUCCGCGACGGCCAGUUUGGCUACUCUUCUUUAGUGAAUAAAAUCUGCGGGACCACGCCCCCGAUUUACAUCGAAUCCAGCGGACCGUUUCUAUGGUUACGCUUUAAAACGGAUGGAAACAUUGAAUAUAAUGGGUUCAAAAUCAAAAUCGAGUUUGUCGAGGGGUUGGUUGACUCCCCCGAAACGACCCCCUGCACCACCCAUCUAAACCUCGAAACCCACCCGAACCUCACCAUAGAAACCUCAAAAAACAUCCCCAUGGAGAUAAUUAACCAGUCCCUAGCAACCAGUUUCCAAGUUGACUGCACCUGGAUCGUGACCGCAGCGGAGGACCAGAAAAUAUUUCUCCAGUUCAUAAAAUACGAGCUCCAGAGCCCCAACGACUGCGAGUUCAAUUUCGUCGAGAUUUACGGUUCGAAAACGGAAUUGGAAGGUGACGAAGGGAGGUUGAAACAGUUUUGCAGUUCGGAUCGGGAAUAUGUCACGAGUCCCGGGAAUAAACUGCAUUUACGGUUUUUUUCGUAUUUGGAUCUGGAAAAGAGGAGUUUGAAGAGUAGUUUGCUCGCGUAUUUUAGCGUUUUUAGGGCGCUGGAGGGGGCGGAGGAAUGCGACCCCCUGACGGAAGUGGACUGUCGCGAUUCCACUUGUGUUCCGAAGAUUUUGAAAUGCGACAGCAUCGAUAAUUGUAAAUCGAGGAAUGACGAGGAUGAGAAGUUGUGUGGGGCGAAAGACACCUUCCAGCUGAAGACGAACAUUUUGAUCAUAGCUUUUUUGGGGAUUUUGCUGAUGAGCGGAAUGUGCUCGGGACUCAUGCUCAACGUGUAUCGGAAGCUGAAACAGGACAAGGAGGAGAUGCUCGAGAUCAUGCGGACCUCCUCGCUAAAAAUCUACCCCCCAUCGCAGCCCCCCACCACCUCCACCCCCCAAGAAACCCGGAAGUCCUCCUCGACCUCAAAAUCCUCAAAGUCCGCCCCCCCCACGGUGAUCCAGCAGCCAUUUUAUUACAUCCCCCCGAAACCAUACCAACCGUCACGGCUGGUGAAAAUGAGACACACCGACGACGAUCACCACGCCGACGCCGCUGAGGACGUUGUCAUGGAAAUGCGAGAUUCGAGCUGUCAAACUAUCGAUCCAACCACACGCCCAUCUGAUUUACUCGUGUGGAUUAAAUAAUAAUCGUUGUCAUAGAGAUUUUUUUAUAUGAAUUAGUAGAAUAAAUAAAUAAAACCAUGGCAAAGAAAAA